AUGGCCCGGCGGAGCGCGCUCUCCAUCCGCAUCGUGGAAGGGAAGAACCUGCCCGCCAAGGACAUCACAGGGAGCAGUGACCCCUACUGCAUCGUGAAGAUUGAUGAUGAAGCCAUCAUCAGGACUGCCACAGUGUGGAAGACACUGUGCCCCUUCUGGGGGGAGGAGUACGAGGUGCAGCUCCAGCCCACCUUCCACAGUGUCUCCAUCUAUGUCUUGGAUGAGGAUGCUCUCAGCCGUGACGACGUCAUCGGGAAGGUCUGCAUCACCCGGGAGAUGCUGGCAGAGCACCCCAAGGGCUACAGUGGCUGGGUGAGCCUGAGCGAGGUGGACCCCGAUGAGGAGGUGCAGGGUGAGAUCCACCUGCAGGUGGAGGUCCAGGGCAACCAGGGUGGCCGGCGGCUGCUGUGCUGCACUGUGCUGGAGGCCAGGGACCUGGCCAGGAAGGACCUGAACGGCGCCUCCGACCCCUUCGUCCGCUUGCGCUACAACGGGAGGGUGCAGGAGAGCACUGUCAUCAAGAAGUCCUGCUAUCCCCGUUGGAACGAGACCUUUGAGUUUGAGCUGGCCGAGCCUGCUGGGGAGAAGCUGUGGGUGGAGGUGUGGGACUGGGACCUCGUGGGAAGGAAUGACUUCCUGGGCAAGGUGGUGUUCAGUGUCCCAGGGCUGGAGGCAGCUGGGCAGGAGGAGGGCUGGUUCAGGCUGCAGCCAGAGAAGUCCAAGCCAAGGGAGGAUGAGCACCGGGGCAGCCUGGGUUCCCUCCAGCUGCAGGUGAAGCUGCGGGAUGAGACGGUGCUGCCCUCCCACUGCUACCAGCCCCUGGUCCAGCUCCUGUGCCAGGAGGUGAAGUCGGGGCGCCAGGAUGGCCAAGUGCACCUGGUCACCCUCCUGGAUGAAACCACCACGGCCGAGUGCCGGCAGGAGGUCGCCAUCAACUUGGUCAAACUCUUCCUGGGUCAAGGGUUGGUCAAGGAGUUCCUGGACCUGGUCUUCGAGCUAGAGCUGGCCAAGCCCUGUGAGCCCAACACUUUGUUCCGGAGCAACUCCCUGGCCUCAAAAUCUAUGGAGUCCUUCCUCAAGGUGACAGGGAUGCCAUACCUGCACGCCGUGCUGGGACCCACCAUCGCCCGGGUGUUCGAGGAGAAGAAGUACGUGGAGCUGGACCCCAGCAAGGUGGAGAUCAAAGACGUCGGGUGCUCGGGGCUGCACCGGGUGCAGACGGAGGGGGAGGUGAUCGAGCAGGGCCGCCAGCACCUCCAGUCCUACCUGGGAGAGCUGAUGGACACCAUGGUCAAGUCGGCCCCAGCGAGUCCCCCAAUCCUCCGCGCCGCGUUCCGGCGCCUCUUCCAGCGCGUUGGGGAGCGCUUCCCCCAGCACCAGCACACCAGGUUUGUGUCCGCCCGCGGGGCCCCCCCCGCCGCCGGCCCCCCCAGCCGCACGCUGCUGCUCCUGGCCAAGGCCAUCCAGAUGGUGGGCAACAUGGAGCCGGCGGCCGGGCGGGCCAAGGAGACCUGGUUGUCCCCGUUGGUGCCGGCCCUGCAGCAAGGCAUGGGCCAGAUGAAGGACUUCAUCACUUGCACCAGGGGAGGGCUGGGCUGUGACCGGACCCGUCACAGUGUCACCCUGCAGGGCUGGAGUGACCCCCUGGACCCUGCAGCUGAGGCACAGCGGCUGUUCCAGCACCUCCAGGGCCUCCGAGGGACCUUCAGGGAUAAGUACUGGGAGCUACUGGAACCAGAGGCCGCCCCAAGUGACCCUCAGGGUGAAGGUGCCACCCUGCCUGAGGGGCUGAGCCGGCUCUUCCGG
Molecule: messenger RNA, 1806 nt
Organism: Chaetura pelagica (chimney swift)
Lineage: Eukaryota; Metazoa; Chordata; Aves; Apodiformes; Apodidae
Product: ras GTPase-activating protein 4-like
Exons: 20
Biological process (GO): regulation of GTPase activity
Source: RefSeq, a predicted model, not a curated record